ACUUUAUGGUUGUCCAGUCAACAAGAAGCACGUGCAAUGUAUUUCUAAUCUAAUCUGUUUUGGAUUAUUCUCUAGCCAUCCACAGCUACAUGCGGCCACGGGGCUAGUUUUCAGCCAUUGUCUUUCAAAUGCAGAUCUUAGACGUUUUACUCGCGCUGUUUUUGCGACCUGCAUGCUAGACGCAGCGUAAGCUUUAAGCUAGCAACGGCGCAGCUCUUUCCCGGACAUGCUAGUUAGCCACCUAGCCGCGUGAAGAUUGCGCUGUGGGGCUAACGGGUGCUAGCCGCGGAGCCAGCGAGGCUACGUUAUCACAACAAUGGACGAGGCUGGCAUCAAGAAACAGAACUGGGACGUGAAGGAGACGGAGCUUUUCCUUGAGAUCCUGAAGGAGCUGGACAUGAAGAAAUGUCUGGACGGGAGGAAAGUGAGGAAUAACAGACUCUUCAAGGUGGCGCACCGGAGGAUGACAGCGGCCGGGUACCACAGAUCCGUGGACCAGCUGAAGUUCCGCUGGAAACUUCUGAAAAGCGCGUACUACAAGUGCAAGAGGGAGCCCGAUUCCCCGGCUCCCAUCAAAAUACAGGGCUGGUGGCGGUACGAAAAGACAAUGGUCGCAAUCAUGGAGUCCAGACACCCCCUGGUUGGAGCUGGCGUCAACGCUGACAGGAACGAUGACGUGACGGAGGACUCGGACGGCGAAGCGUCGAUGCUGCAUUGGCCGCAGCCCUGUCCCGACAACAGCGCCCAGAACAACCCCGAAACUCAGAACCAGAACCUGGAUUUGAUUGUAGGGGUGAUACCGCAGACGACACGUAGUCGCUCAGUCAGUCCUGCAUGUGUUGUGCAGAUUAAAAUGGACCCAGAGAUGGACUCGCAGCUCAGGAUCGGUUUCCUCGGUGCCGGGAACAUGGCCUACGGCAUCACAAAGGGCAUCUUAUCAGGAAAUGUUCUUCCUGUCAAUAUCAAAGUGAGCGCGCCGUCCUCCAGGAACCUGGGGCGGUUUCAGGAGCUCGGUAUUUCUGUCACUCACUCCAACGCAGAGGUGGUCUGUGGGUCUGACGUAGUCUUUGUGGCAGUCAAACCUCACCUGGUUCCUCCAGUUCUCAACGAGGUCUCGCCGCAUGUGACCGACAGACACGUGGUGGUGUCUGUCGCCGCAGGAGUAACGCUGGCCACGCUGGAGGAGCUCCUUCCAGAGAACUCUGUCGCCAUCAGGCUGAUGCCAAACCUGCCGUGUGUGGUUCAGGAGGGGGCUCUGCUCUUUGCCAGGGGGUCCCACGCAAAACAGGAGGACGGAGCGCUGCUCCGCUCCUUGCUGCAUCGAUGUGGGUUGGUGGAGGAGGGGCCUGAGGCCUGGAUUGACAUCCACACAGGCCUGAGUGGCAGCGGAGUGGCCUUCGUGUAUCUGUUUGCAGAGGCGCUGGCAGAAGGAGCUGUUAAAAUGGGCAUGCCCAGUGCCCUGGCCCACAGCGUCGCGUCUCAGACUCUUGUGGGAGCCGGAAGGUUGUUACGCGACUCUGGGAAACAUCCGGCUCAGCUCCGCUCGGAGGUCUGCACCCCGGGUGGAACCACCAUCUACGGGCUCCACACCUUGGAGCAGGGCGGCGUGAGGGCGGCGACCAUCAGCGCCGUGGAGUCUGCCACCGAGAGGGCGCGGGAGCUCGGCCGGAGGUCAAGCAGAAAAUGAAGCCUGGAAGCAAGGAGUCCCAGAGGAGCACAGAGACUUCACUCAUUUGUGUUUCCCCAGUCUGAUCGUUUACGCCCAGACAAGUGCAGUUCAUCCUUUUGACCAGGAGCAUUUCCUUUGAGCAGAGAUUUACUUUGACAGUAACAAGUAAAUAAUUUGAUACAUGCACAGGGUGAUUUGUUUUUAAAUCAACAGUGUAAGUAUGAAGAACCCAGAUAUGAAAGAAGUCCCAUUUAGUCUGAUUUAAACUCAUUGAAGGCUGGAAGCUCAAAGAGGGAAUAAAACACUGAUGGCCACUGAAGAAGGGGACUCUGCCUUUGUAGCAUCAUUCUAAGGAAUACUUAUGGAAACUUCAAGUGUGGAGUAAUGCCUUACUAGUUGUGAUGUGCAUUUAUUGUGGAGUGCAGAAUGGAAGUUGAUUGUGUGAAUGUAUUCAUGUGUAUAUUUUAUAUUUGUUCAAAUGAAGCCCAAAUUUAAAUUUGGUAUAGUUUACUGACUCAACGUGUUUUAGACAGUUUCCAUUGAACUGCUGGGUUUGUGUGAUGUGUACAAAGAUAAUUACAUCUUCAAGUGUGUAGAGUAAAUAUUGAUAAAGUGUCUCAUUGGAG
Molecule: messenger RNA, 2295 nt
Organism: Betta splendens (Siamese fighting fish)
Lineage: Eukaryota; Metazoa; Chordata; Actinopteri; Anabantiformes; Osphronemidae
Gene: pycr3
Product: pyrroline-5-carboxylate reductase 3
Exons: 7
Coding region: 317-1687 (456 amino acids)
Biological process (GO): L-proline biosynthetic process
Molecular function (GO): pyrroline-5-carboxylate reductase activity
Source: RefSeq, a predicted model, not a curated record